This is a messenger RNA of Caenorhabditis remanei, 1092 nucleotides long. RefSeq lists its product as uncharacterized. The transcript has 4 exons. Lineage: Eukaryota; Metazoa; Nematoda; Chromadorea; Rhabditida; Rhabditidae. The record is from RefSeq and is a predicted model, not a curated record. Bases 1 to 1092 code for a protein of 363 amino acids.
AUGAUGACGUCACGGGAGAUUUCCGAUUUUCGUGAACAGACAUUAGAUGAUCUGAAAGAGUGGAAGUAUUUUUCUGAAGCUGCUUGGAAAGAAAUGACUAGCCUCACAAUUCGCAAAACUCGAAGUGUAAGUGGCAACGCUGGAAAUGCAGGAAACAGAUUCUGGACAAAAAGAUCUUACGACAAUUAUGCCCCAGCGCAGCAACAAGUCAACUCAUAUGCUAGAGUGAAUAGUUAUGCUACUGCUCCAGUGCUACAACAUCCAACACAACAGUUUGAUCAGUGCAACUGUGCUCAACGGGCUAAUAACUGUCCUCCGGGCCCUCAAGGUUCUAUUGGUUUUCCUGGCGCACCUGGAGAACCUGGUUCUCGUGGACUGGACGGACGCCCUGGAGCAAACGGAGUCGCUUUAACAGCAUACGAUCAAGAAAUUCCAGGAUGUAUUGUAUGUCCACAAGGACCACAAGGACCUCCGGGACCGACAGGCCAGGCUGGUCCACAAGGAGUUCCAGGACUUCCUGGAAAUCCAGGUUACAAUCCACCGCCAGGUCAACCAGGACCACCAGGACAAUGUGGAGAUAAGGGAAGGGAUGGACCGAGUGGAACACCUGGAAUCAAAGGAGCGCCCGGAGAAAACUCGAUUUGCCCGAUUUCUCUUCCUGGAAGGAAAGGCCCACCGGGGGCCCCUGGACAGUGUGGACCACCUGGACCACCUGGUUACACACCACCUCCAGGACCUCCGGGAGUACCGGGAGUACAAGGAGAGGAUGGGCUGAAUGGAGAGCCUGGGGAGCCAGGAGUUACAGGGUAUCCAGGUGUUCGUGGACCACCUGGUCAAGAUGCAGAAUACUGUCCAUGUCCACCAAAGAAUGCAGGUGUCAAUAGGCACAGUUAUGCUGAGCCGCCAGUUUCCACAAGCUAUGCAAUUUCACCUCAACAAAGUAGAUAUGUUACCGAAUACAACAAGGAAGAUGAAUAUCGGAAGAGAGUUCUGGCCAGAGUUCUCAAAAAACAAAGAAGACUACUGUUGGCGACAAGGGCUAAGAAUGUCCGAAGAAAACCUGUUAAUCUGAAUGUUACCAGCACAGUUUAA